Tigriopus californicus is the source of this 1705-nucleotide messenger RNA. Its product is annotated as cyclin-dependent kinase-like 4. Gene Ontology annotation, molecular function: ATP binding; cyclin-dependent protein serine/threonine kinase activity. The coding region runs from base 212 to 1498 and encodes 428 amino acids. Gene Ontology annotation, biological process: protein phosphorylation. The transcript is spliced from 7 exons. Gene Ontology annotation, cellular component: nucleus. The record is from RefSeq and is a predicted model, not a curated record. NCBI's taxonomy places the organism in Eukaryota, Metazoa, Arthropoda, Copepoda, Harpacticoida, Harpacticidae.
GGCACACGCUCAUACACAACGCUCCAAGGUUUGGAGUGUCGAGAAAGGAAUCGACAUUCAUCGAGCAAUAUAUCUAUAGUGCUAGCAUUGGUUCGUUGUUACCUUCCACACUUGAUAGAGCGGAGCAAAUAUGUUCCAUGAACCAACAUCGUGUCCCAUAACGUUCUUGAAUCGUGAAAUAAAGUGAAAAGACGGCAUAUUCAGAGCCAAAAUGACCAAUAAAGGAUUGAUCUCUCUGCCCAAGUUGGGAGGAUUUUGGCGGGUCUUUAAGCCUUCCUCCUCAGAGCGAGCCUUCAGCUCAGCGGAUGAAGAGGACUUCAUCUUAUCGGACAUAGUGGAAGGCUUGGAGAGUGAUCACAAGAAGAAAACGGAUUAUGUCUCAUUCAAAAGGUCGCAUCCGGCCUCGGUGCCUAGUUGGAGGUCAAGGACUAGGUCAAGGGCCCCUUCACGCCUAAUGGAGCGAUAUGAAAAGCUCAACAAGGUGGGCGAGGGUAGCUAUGGGGUGGUCUACAAAUGUCGAGCCCGAGAUACUGGAGGUCUAGUGGCCAUCAAGAAGUUCACAGAGACCGAGGACGAUCCCUUGAUCCGCAAGAUCGCCUUGCGAGAAAUCCGAAUGCUCAAGAACCUCAAACACCCGAAUCUGGUCAACCUCAUCGAAGUGUUUCGCCGAAAGAGGAAACUUCACCUCGUGUUCGAAUUCUGUGAUUACACAGUUCUGAACGAAUUGGAAAAGAACCCCAAAGGUGUGGCUCUCCCAUCGACGUUAAGCAUGAUUUGGCAGACCUUGCAAGGCAUCAACUAUUGUCACUCUCACAAUUGCAUUCAUCGGGAUAUCAAACCUGAAAAUAUUCUCUUGACCAAGGAAGGUGUGGUCAAGGUCGGAGAUUUUGGCUUUGCCCGAGUUUUUACUCCCGGGGACAAUUUCACCGAUUAUGUGGCCACUCGAUGGUAUCGAGCCCCCGAGCUCUUGGUUGGUGACACCCAAUACGGCCCGAAAGUGGAUGUUUGGGCCAUUGGUUGUGUCUUCGUGGAACUUGUCAACGGUGAGGCUCUUUGGCCCGGCAAGUCUGACGUGGAUCAAUUAUACUUGAUUCGUAAAAACGUUGGUGAUCUGAUUCCGAGGCACAUGCAGAUAUUCAAAUCCAACGAGUUCUUCUGCGGGCUGAGCAUUCCAGAUCCAGGCACAAUGGAUCCAUUGGAAAGGAAGCUGAAGACUACAGUUGCUGGCACACACGAUUUCAUGAAGAGAUGCCUGGACAAAGAUCCGGCCAAACGAUGGACUUGUGAGGAGCUUCUUCACCACCCAAUUUUCAGACUCCACCCUUUCAAGACACCAAAGAUCUACGACAAUCCGCAGAAACGAGAUACCAAUAGCAACGGAUCCAUAUUACCACCGGUUCAAAAUGGUGGUGGCUCUCAUACGGGCAGCCCAGAAGGCAGGAAUGGCUAUGGAGGCCAGGCCAAGAGGUCGGAUGGACAUCAUUUCCCUCUCAUAUGACGACAGAAAGCGGAAAAACAGAAGAACUUCUUUAAACCCACUCUCCUACCGUAUUUGAACUUAUGACGACAACAACAACAACAACAACAAACCUGUUGGUUUAUUUUCUCAUUGUGGCCAAAAUUCGAGGCCACUUUUAUUCGAGGUUUUAUAUGUCGUUUCAUUCAGAGCAUUGGCUAUGGAGGCCUCAUUGAGGACCAGAGUACU